Vicia villosa (hairy vetch) is the source of this 639-nucleotide messenger RNA. RefSeq lists its product as uncharacterized. The record is from RefSeq and is a predicted model, not a curated record. The transcript has a single exon. NCBI's taxonomy places the organism in Eukaryota, Viridiplantae, Streptophyta, Magnoliopsida, Fabales, Fabaceae. The coding region runs from base 1 to 639 and encodes 212 amino acids.
AUGAUUGCUCAGAUAUAUGUGGAUGAUAUAGUGUUUGGUGGAAUGUCAGAUGGAAUGGUAAAACACAUUGUCAGUCAAAUGCAGACUGAGUAUGAAAUGAGUAUGGUUGGAGAUUUGGCAUACUUCCUUGGACUACAAAUUAAGAAAAUGGAAGACUCCUUUUUUUUGUCUCAAAGCAAAUAUGCCAAGAACAUAGUCAAAAAAUUUGGAAUGGAUAGUGUUAGUCACAAAAGAACUCCUGCUCCAACACACCUAAAGUUAUCUAAAGAUGAAGGGGGCACAAGUGUUGACCAGAGUUUGUACAGGAGCAUGAUUGGAAGUUUGCUAUAUCUAACAGCCAGCAGACCAGAUAUUGCAUUUGCAGUCGGAUUAUGUGCUAGAUAUCAAGCAGAACCCAAGGUAAGUCACAUAAACCAAGUCAAGAGAAUCUUCAAAUAUGUAAAUGGAACUUCUGACCAUGGCAUAUUAUACACUCACGGGUGUGACCCUAUCCUAACUGGGUAUUGUGAUGCUGACAUGGAUAGAAGUGCUGAUGAUAGAAAAAACACAUCUGGAGGGUGUUUCUUCUUAGGAAAUAAUCUCAUAUCAUGGUUUAGCGAGAAGCAUAAUUGUGUCUCGUUAUCAACUGCUGAAGCAUAA